Messenger RNA from Dreissena polymorpha, 4322 nucleotides. Its product is annotated as thiosulfate sulfurtransferase-like. The record is from RefSeq and is a predicted model, not a curated record. Gene Ontology annotation, biological process: transsulfuration. The transcript has 8 exons. Bases 130 to 1005 code for a protein of 291 amino acids. NCBI's taxonomy places the organism in Eukaryota, Metazoa, Mollusca, Bivalvia, Myida, Dreissenidae. Gene Ontology annotation, cellular component: mitochondrion. Gene Ontology annotation, molecular function: thiosulfate-cyanide sulfurtransferase activity.
UGUAACCUUUCGGUCCGGAAGUAAACACUGUAAACACCUAAGUUCAAAACAGAUGGUGAUUGAAGCAGUGGCAAUCAGUUUGAUGCUUUGCAAUCAGUUGGAUGCUUUGUAACCUCAUUGCCAGCAGUCAUGACUUUGGCACGUAUCUGGACCGUGGUUUCCACCAACUGGCUUAGAGAGAGCCUUAACAGUCAGGUCAACGGCAAAGUCUCCCGGAAGCUCCGGGUACUCGACACUUCGUUCCUCUUCGAUCCUGAUGUGGACACAUACAAAGAAUGCUACAAACAGGGUCACAUUCCUCAGUCGCUCCAUUUCAACAUGUACCGCUGCGUCAAUCGCACACCAGAGCGGCCUGUCAACCUGCCAGAUAUCAACUGUUUCACGGACUAUGCCCAGGAGCUGGGCAUCUGGCCUGACACCCAUGUGAUCACAUACGACAGGUUUGGGCCCGCCCCCGCCUACAGGACCUGGUGGCUUUUCAGGACAUUCGGUCACAAGAACAUCUCCAUACUAGAUGGUGGUCUGCGGAAAUGGCUAGAGGAUGGGCAUGAGGUCACCACAGAGGAAACAGCAGUAGAGAGAUCAAACUUUGAGGCCAAAUUGGACAAGAAUCUCUUGCGUAGCUAUGAGGAUGUCCUGGAGAACUUGAAAUCUCGCCGAGAACAGUUGGUGGACGCCCGCAAUCCUGCAGGGGAUUCUUGUACUAGCAGUGAAAAUUAUGGAGGUGUUAUACCAGGGGCUAAGCACAUCGUAUUUGAACAGCUGUUCACUGAGAAUGGGACAAUCAAGUCAGAUAGGGAACUCAAAGAAUUGUUUGACAGUGCGGGUGUGGAUCUGGGUCAGCCAAUCACGGCCUCCUGUCUACGCGGUCUGACUGCUUGCGGUGUGGCAGCGGCGGCACAUAUCCUUGGCAAAGAACACGUGCCUGUCUAUGCUGGUUCCUGGUGGGAGUACAGCAGACGUGCACCUGAUGACCUCAAGGCCCUGGCAAAGAAAGCCUCUUGACCUUGCAGUCUCAUAGGAGAAUUUUCGCAUACCGCAAUACUGCAGAAGGAAAUCGACUUGUGAAGAGGAAAACUAAAUUUAAAUGCCUUGUUAUAAAAGCACAAAAAAUAAAUUUGAUGUGCUCAAGAAAAAGUUGUUAAUGGGUUCAUAGUAAGAACUUUACGGUUCAUCUAAUAUACAGAUCAGCCCUAGUGCCAUCACAGAUCGGAACCUGUAUUCACAAAGUGUCUUUAGUAAUUUGAAUUGUAUGAUAUUUUGUCAUUGGAGUCAGUUUUGAUGUAAAAUUUAAGAUGUUGAACACAUUUUGACUAACAAAUAGGUCUAGACUUAUUUAAGCUAGUAAUAGCUAGUAAUGUAAUUAUGUACUGAUGUCAGAUGUUAAUGGAUUAUUGUGGUGGCAGUAACUAUAUGUUAUUCUACACUUCAUAUUAUAAUAUCAUUAUUGGUUGUACUCAAGAGAUUGAUAACAUUUUUGAUUUCCAAUUUUAUUAUGUAAGUGAUUGAUCAUGGUGUUUCUUGUGUGCUGUGUGUUUUAAACAUAUGAUUGUGUGGCUCUUUAAUGCAUGCAGCCAUUGUAAAUGUAACAAACCCAUAGAUAUACAGUAUUUAUGUUUACAUUUUAACAUAUAAUUUGUUAAAUGUAUAAUGUGGAAUGUUGAUUUAUAUAUUAUUAUAUGUUUUUUACUUGUUCAAUUAAUAUUGAUAAUCUUGGUAGAAUUCAAUAUUAUUUGGAUGCACAGUUGUUUUUGUUAAUGGACAAUCACUCAGAUUUCUAAAAAAGGUUAAUAAACUUAUCAUAAAAAUUUGGAAUUAGUGCUUCAUAAAUAAUAUUCAUGCACAUUUCUGUUAAAUAAAAUUGUUCAAGACAGGGAGAUAUAUGUCUAUAAGUGUUGUAUGUUAUACUAAAUUGCUCAACAAGUCUUCCAAAUUAACAUUUGAGGGGAUUUAAAGAUUUGAUCACAUUUUUAGCUGAACUGUGCCUGGAAUACUCAUUGAGCUAUUGCAUAUAUAAAACUUCUUUUAUAUCUUUGGUUGUUUGUGUACUGCUGACUAUUUUAUCACCAUAAGGAAUCGUUCAUGUUUCAAAUGUUAAUUUGUUAUUUUAUAUGAACAAAAUAUCUUCUGAAUUGAUGCAUGAUAAAAUAAAACUAGAAACUUCAGUUACGAUCCAAAAAAUAAUUUGGCCACAAAUCUCUUGCUUCUGGUUAUUUAUGGUGGACAAUUAAGGCUGCAUCAUGCGAAAAUUGGUCUUAUGCCAUAUGCACCCAGCAAAGGUUCAAACCAUCCUGCACAUCCGGGAAGUCUCAUCAUGAGCUACCCUGUUGACUAACGAGAAAUCUUGCUUUACAGACUUGAUAGCUCUUGGCCUUGAACUAUGCUGGCAGCAUAUGACCCAUUUUUGCAUGACAUGGCUCACAUUAUUUUUGAAAAGAGCAGUUUAAAAGAAAAUUUCCUCCAAAAAUAUUUUAAAUGUUCCCAGUACUAGGCUGAACCCUUUGCUUUAUAUUGAAAACAUUGCAGACAUUUUUUGUCACAAAACAUAAUUUUUAGAUUUUUUUAUGUCUAUUUAAAUAAUAGACUUUCCGUCCGGAGCCAUAUCUUGGAAGUGCUUUGACGGAUUUCAUAGAAACUUGGUAUGAGUAUGUAUAUGGAUAAAAGGAUGAUGCGCGCCAAAUGGCAUUGUACACCAUCAGUUAAUAACGGAGUUAUGGCCCUUUGUAUCUUGAAAAAAAAAUUCUUUUUGUGUGUCCGGAGCCAUAUCUUGGAAGUGCUUUGGCUGAUUUCAUUGAAACUUGGUAUGAGUAUAUAUACAUAAGGAUAAGAGGAUGAUGCAUGCCAAAUGGCAUUGUACACCAUUUGUUAAUAACGGAGUUAUGGCCCUUUGUAUCUUGAAAAAUGCUUUUUUGAGUGUCAAAUAUAACAUUUUUGUGUCCAGAAGCAUAUUGGUGGGGAAUAUCAAUUCAACGAAUUUGCUUGUUAGCCUGGUGAUACCAUCUACCAGUAUAUUUAGCUUUUGUCCUCAAGUAUGCAUUCUUUUAGUAAUAAAUAAAAGAAACUACUUCAGAUUGACAUACCUUUACCCUUUUCAUACUUGAAUAAACAUUUAAAUGUAUUUUUUAGUGCAUAUUUGCUCUGAUUUCAACUGCAUUCUACAUGUGGUGUUUUAUUUGUUAUGAAGGUACCAUCUACCAAUAUAUUAAUGCAUGGAUGUUUGUUAGAAUAAACUUCAGUUUUUGCAUGAGGUUAACUGACAAGAGUAAAGAGUAAUUGAAUAAAAUACAUAGUGGUUUAUAGUUUACUUCACGUAUUUAUAAAUAAUUUAGGUAUUUUUAUAAUAAAUAUAAUUUUUCAUUUUAUAAAAAAGAGCAAAUUUUAAUAAUAACCAAAAAAAUUAUCCACCCUAAAGUAAGUGUUUUGAAUCACUUUUUAUCAUACUGUCUUUUGUUGUUUGAAUUUGGUGAUGAUAGAGAGCUGAAAAUGAAGAACUUAAAGACAAUAAAAAACAUGCACUUUUUUUCCACAGUCCAUGUAUAGGUAUAAAGUUUAAGCCAGUAACAUGUGGAUAAUUGGAAAUAUAUAGCUUUAGUUUUCAAAUGUCAUCAGCAAUGACUUGAAAUGUGGCUGUGCAAUAUUGUCACUGCGAAAAAAGUGUACCAAAAGUUGAAAUUUUCAUCUAAAUCCUUAUAUAACAUAUAAGACUCUGAAAUAUAUUUUGACCAUAACCUCAUAUUUAAAAACAUACUAACUUUAGGAAGGCCAUUUAUUGAUGUUGUAUACAGUGAGAUAAUAUUGGUUAACGCUUAAGCCAAAAAAUAAAACGUAAAUUAGCAUUUAUAUGGCAUGUUUGGGAUACCAUUGGUAGAUGGUAUCAUUGGUAGAUGGUAUCAUUGGUAGAUGGUAUAAUUGGUAGAUGGUAUCAUUGGUAGAUGGUAUCCACCAGUAGUACUUGAAGCAUAGUUUAUAGUCAAUUACAGAUUUCCAGGUGCAAGCAUUUUAUCUGUGAUAUAUAUUAGUGAUACAAUAAAUAAGAUAAACAUUGCAACUUUUCUUAAACAUGUUUACCAAGAUUUGUUGUACAGAAGGAGAAAGAAAAUUCACUACAAUUAAAUGUGUUCAUGUAUAAUGUAAACAUAGAUUAAUGCCAUAUUUUGGGUUAUUUACGUGCCAUAAUUAUUUAAAUAGCUAUGUUUGUAGGUAAUUUUGUAUUCAGUUGUUUCAAUUUUCUCAAACAAAACAUCAAAACUGUGUACUUUCCAUUAUACACUGUAAAAGUGUUUUAUGAUGAACACUGGUCUAUUAAAAUUCGAAAUUUAAAA